AUGCGUCCUUCACUCGCCACAGCAGUCCUACCACCCAGGACACGCUCCCACAAUCCACCCAACCUCGCAGUGGGGGGUCGUGAACAUCUAUCGGCUCCUCGGAGGCGUAGCCCCCACCUGAGGCACACCCUCAGCCCGGAGAACCUGAGGACCCUGGCGGAGAGGGGCGGUGCGUCCGUCGAUUGCGUCUCCGUCGUCAGCAGUCCCAUCGGGAUCUCACGGGCCAACAGCGACACUGAUCUGGUGACGUCCCAGAGCCGGUCCUCGCUAACGGCGUCCACGCUGGAGCACACGCUGAACCGGGGACAGAACCUCGUCAUAUCCUGGGACAUCAAGGAGGAAGUGGAUGCUACCGACUGGAUCGGGCUGUACCAUAUCGAUGAAACCAGUCCAUCCAACGUGUGGGACUGUAAGAACCGAGGGGUCAAUGGCACUCAGAAGGGUCAGAUCGUUUGGAGGCUGGAGCCUGGGCCCUACUUCAUGGAGCCUGAGACCAAGAUCUGUUUCAAGUACUACCACGGUGUGAGCGGAGCCCUGAGAGCCACGACGCCCUGCAUCACCGUGAAGAAUCCAGCAGUCCUGGUGGAGGGGCUGGCGGAGCAGGUGGGUGUUGAACACCCUCGAAAACUGAUCAGCUUCACUUUGACAGAUCUGCGUGCCAACGGGCUGAAGAAGGGCAUGUUUUUCAACCCGGACCCGUACCUGAAGAUGUCCAUUCACCCGGGGAAGAGGAGCGUUUUCCCCAUCUUCAGCCAUCACGGACAGGAACGACGGUCGGCCAUCAUCGCCAACACCACCAACCCCGUCUGGCAUGGAGAGAAAUACACAUUCGUAGCACUAAUGACAGACAUCCUGUACAUCGAGGUGAAGGACAAGUUUGCGAAAAGCCGGCCGAUCAUCAAACGUUUCCUCGGCCAGCUAACGAUCCCCGUGCAGCGGCUUAUUGAAAAAAUACCCGGAAUCCAGCCUGUGAGUUUCCCUUUGUGUCGACGCUUGCCCACGGAACACGUGAGCGGACAGCUGCAGUUCAAAGUGGAGCUCACCUCGACGGGGCCCGAUGGUGCCUCUCCUGAUUCUAUCAUCGGCAUUUCGUCCUUGAACGGAGCUCCGGGGACUCCAUCCGAUGACGAGGACCUGCCCCAUCACCUACCAGGGGUGGUGGUCUCAGCUGGACACUCCCCCACUGGCUCCCAGGGGUCCCAAAGCAUGUGGGAAGGUGGGGCCACGGCUUACCCAGACAAGGACCUGCCUCUAGUCAGAGCCGAGAGUCAAUUCAUGGAUGUUGCGGGCAUGUCAUGCCACCAAAUGCUCCAAAGGUCACUCAUUGAGGGCCUGGAUGCUAUCGAGGCCCCUAAAGGCCCCGGUGAAAGACCCCUAGGUGCAGCUUCACCUAAACUACGCUCCAGCUUCCCCACACACACAAGGCUCAGUGCCAUGUUGCACAUCGACUCAGACGAGGACGAGGAGCGGUCCGGGGCCAAUGACAUCAUUCCGGUGCCGCUGUCACCGCUGCUGAUGAAUGGGGAGCCUCCGGAUGUCAGCGGCCCCGAUGAAGAGGACCCGUUUCCUGAACUCCAGCAGGAUCCAGAGCAGCUGGAUCCCUCUGUGCUGGAGGAGGAACCCGAGGGUGCCAGAGCUCUGACGGAUGAUGUGCCCCCUGACGCAGAUGAGGUCCUGGCGAUGGAGGGUCUGGACCUGGACGAUUUGGAGCCAGACGUCUUCUCUGAAGUGGAGGACACUCCCUUCAUGGAGGCGGUGUCUCACACUACUUUGCCAGAGGGGGCAGAGGGGCCAGAGGAAGGAAGGGGCCCUGCUGAGGACCCUUUGUCAGAGAUUGACACGUGCUCCAUGGCAACGGCCCCUCAGACGGUUGUCUCAUCAUCAGAGAGCUGUCCAAUCACACUGACCACUGCUGUGGAAGCUGAGGAGGGUGCAGAGACAGCCAUCGAUCCAGGGGGGGACACGGCAUCUGGCACCCAGCCGACCACUCAGGCUGUCGACGACGAAGGUGGCGGGCAGGUCGUAACCUCCACCGAGGCUACCGUAGCCGAAGCUCCAUCAGCCGGCGAGCAGCAGGCUGUGGUGGAGGAGGUCAGUGCGAGGAGGCCGAGUCUGCAGGCUGCCGGGGGCGUGGCCGAAGAACAGGAAGGGGCGGCCGCGCAGGCGAAGCCGCAGGAGGGGGCGACCGCUGCGGAUUCUGAGCAAGCUACCACGGAAACAGAUGGAGAGGAAGGUUCCCACGUCAACGGCCAUACCGUGCGUUCGCUUCCUUCCGUGCGUCACGACAUCCACCGUUACCAACGCGUGGACGAGCCGCUACCUCCCAACUGGGAGGCUCGGAUCGACAGCCACGGCAGGAUCUUCUUCGUGGACCACGUGAACCGGACCACCACAUGGCAGCGUCCCACCGGACCUCCAGCCCCGCAGGGCCUGACGAGAUCCAACUCCAUUCAGCAGAUGGAGCAACUCAACCGAAGAUACCAGAGCAUCAGGAGGACCAUAACCAACAGUGAUCGAGCAGAGGAGAGCACGGUUGACCUGCUUCCUGAACCAGAAGGCGAAUUGAUGCCUCACUCCAUUUCUGAAUACAGACGAGAAAGUGCAGUCAGUCACUCCAGCGGUCGCUCGCGGCUCUCUCUGCUGCUGCAGUCACCCAGCGCCAAGUUCCUGUGCAGCCCCGACUUCUUCACCGUGCUGCAUUCAAACCCUAGUGCCUACCGCAUGUUUACGAGCAACACCUGCCUGAAGCACAUGAUCAGUAAGGUGCGUCGGGACGCUCAUUACUUUGAGCGCUACCAGCACAACCGCGACCUCGUCACCUUCCUCAACAUGUUCACCAACAAGCAGCUGGAGCUUCCUCGGGGCUGGGAGAUGAAGCACGACCAUACUGGGAAGCCUUUCUUUGUGGAUCACAACUGUCGCUCCACGACCUUCAUUGACCCGCGUCUGCCCCUCCAGAGCUCUCGCUCCACCGGGCUGCUGGCUCACCGCCAGCACCUGAGCCGUCAGCGCAGCCACAGUGCCGGGGAGGUGGUCGACGACUCUCGCCAAGCCAACCCGCCCAUCAUGCCCCGCCCAUCCAGCACCUUCAGCGGCUCCAGUCGAAGUCAGUACCACGAUGUGGUGCCUGUGGCCUACAAUGACAAGAUAGUGGCGUUUCUACGGCAACCCAACAUCUUCGAGAUACUGCAGGAAAGACAACCGGAGCUGGCCAGGAACCACCCGCUCAAGGAGAAGGUGCAGUUUAUACGCACUGAGGGACCCAGUGGGCUGGCUCGUCUCUCUAGUGACGCUGACCUCGUCAUGCUGCUGAGCUUAUUUGAGGAGGAGGUGAUGUCAUAUGUGCCACCAUUACUCCACCCAAGUUAUUGCCUCUCGUCUCCUCAGAGCUCCCCUGGCACCCAGCGAGCCAACGCCCGCGCUCCUGCUCCCUACAAGAGAGAUUUUGAGGCCAAACUGAGGAACUUCUACAGAAAGCUCGAGACCAAGGGUUACGGCCAGGGACCCGGGAAAGUCAAGCUCAUCAUACGCAGGGACCACCUUCUGGAGGACGCAUUUAACCAGAUUAUGUGUUACUCUCGGAAAGACCUACAGAGGAGUAAACUCUACGUCAGCUUUGUCGGGGAGGACGGGCUGGACUACAGCGGACCCUCCAGAGAGUUUUUCUUCCUGGUGUCCAGAGAGCUUUUCAACCCGUACUACGGCCUGUUUGAAUAUUCAGCCAACGACACGUACACCGUCCAGAUAAGCCCCAUGUCUGCCUUUGUAGACAACCACCAUGAAUGGUUUCGCUUCAGCGGGCGUAUCCUGGGCCUGGCUCUAGUUCAUCAGUACCUGCUGGAUGCCUUCUUUACCCGACCCUUCUACAAAGGGCUUCUUCGCAUCCCGUGUGACCUGAGCGACCUGGAGUUCCUGGACGAGGAGUUUCACCAGAGCCUGCAGUGGAUGAAGGACAACGACAUCGAAGACAUGCUGGACCUCACCUUCACCGUCAACGAGGAGGUCUUCGGACAGAUUACAGAGAGAGAGCUGAAGCCGGGCGGGGCUGGUAUCCCCGUAUCUGAGAAGAACAAGAAGGAGUACAUCGAGCGGAUGGUGAAGUGGCGUAUAGAGAGAGGAGUGGCACAGCAGACGGAGAGCCUGGUCCGAGGCUUUUAUGAGGUGGUGGAUGUGCGCCUGGUGUCUGUGUUUGAUGCCAGGGAGCUGGAGCUGGUGAUUGCUGGCACGGCAGAGAUCGACCUGGCAGACUGGAGAAACAACACAGAGUACAGAGGAGGUUACCAUGACAACCACAUAGUGAUCCGCUGGUUCUGGGCCGCUGUGGAGAGGUUCAACAAUGAGCAGAGGCUGAGACUGCUGCAGUUUGUGACGGGCACUUCCAGUAUUCCCUAUGAGGGUUUUGCCUCUCUGCGGGGCAGUAAUGGACCUCGCAGAUUCUGUGUGGAGAAGUGGGGAAAAAUCACCUCCUUACCCAGGGCUCACACUUGCUUUAACCGCCUGGACCUCCCGCCCUACCCGUCCUUCUCCAUGCUCUACGAGAAGCUGGUCACUGCUGUGGAGGAGACGAGCACGUUCGGUUUGGAGUAACUUCACCCGGACGACACCCAGGUUUAACUCGGGAGAGAGAACCAUCUGAAAAAAACAAACAAAACAAAAUCCACUUUUUUUCUCACUUAGGAGAGACAUGGAAUAUAAAACUAAAAUCCUCAAACGGCAACUAACCCCCCCCUCGCUGAA
Molecule: messenger RNA, 4737 nt
Organism: Scomber scombrus (Atlantic mackerel)
Lineage: Eukaryota; Metazoa; Chordata; Actinopteri; Scombriformes; Scombridae
Gene: hecw2a
Product: HECT, C2 and WW domain containing E3 ubiquitin protein ligase 2a
Exons: 29
Coding region: 1-4587 (1528 amino acids)
Biological process (GO): regulation of dendrite morphogenesis
Molecular function (GO): ubiquitin-protein transferase activity; protein binding
Source: RefSeq, a predicted model, not a curated record